This is a messenger RNA of Bufo gargarizans (Asiatic toad), 1674 nucleotides long. Its product is annotated as zona pellucida sperm-binding protein 4-like. The record is from RefSeq and is a predicted model, not a curated record. Gene Ontology annotation, biological process: prevention of polyspermy; binding of sperm to zona pellucida. The transcript is spliced from 13 exons. Gene Ontology annotation, molecular function: acrosin binding; structural constituent of egg coat. Bases 1 to 1674 code for a protein of 557 amino acids. NCBI's taxonomy places the organism in Eukaryota, Metazoa, Chordata, Amphibia, Anura, Bufonidae. Gene Ontology annotation, cellular component: egg coat.
AUGGGCCUGGGGUUGAAGCGGUUAAAACCGGUCAGAUUGGUGACAACUCGCUUUAAACAGUGCAAGUUAACCUUUUUAAGUGGAAACUACAAAGGGAAGUCACAAAAUCUGCGUAAUGACUCUGAUUGUGGAUUCUGGAUAGGACGAAAUCUAGAUGGCUCAAUGACCAUUGGUGCUGCCUAUGAUGGAUGUUAUGUCAGAGAAGAGCAUGGAGAUUACGUGAUGACUGUUCUUGUGGAGCAUAUUAAGAAUGGUCAAGUGAAACAUCAUAAAAAGGAUAUAAAGUGCCCUGCCUUACCAGCUUUGGAUGCUCCAAGCUCUAGUGACUGUGCUGCUGUUCAGAGAAGUGAUCGUAUAGAAUGUGCCAAUUCCUCUGUCCCUCAGGACGUCUGUGGACAACUAGGAUGCUGCUUCUCUCCUGGAGACCUGCCUCAUUGUUAUUAUGGAAACAAAUUGACCGCACGCUGUACUGAUGAGGGUCAGGUUCUGAUUGUCCUCUCUAAGGAGCUGAUGCAGCCAUCGUUGAUCUUGGAAUCUGUUCUUGUCCUUGGUGUGGAUUCCUCAUGCCCCCAGAUGAAAACUUCAAACAAUUCCGCUUUUAUAAUUGUUCAAUUUCCUCUUUCUUGUGGUGGAGGGAGUCGGGUUUCUGGUACCUCUACUAUAUAUGAAAACACAGUUGAAGCAACUGUGGGUGUUAAAACAUGGCAAGGCUCCUCAUUCACAACAGACAGUACAAUGAGGUUGACUGUUCGCUGUAGCUAUUCACAGACCAGUAAUGUCCCAUUCAAAGUUGAAGUGCUCACACUGCAACCACCCCAUCCUGUAUCUACUACUGGACCUCUGCAGCUGGAGAUGAGAAUAGCUAAAGAUGUGGACUAUGCAAAAUACUACACGGAGAAUGAGUAUCCUGUGACAAAAAUUCUUCAAGAUCCUGUCUUCUUGGAGGUCCGUAUAAUGAGCAGAACAGAUCCAAGCCUGGUCCUAAUGUUGGAUGACUGUUGGGCCACUUCCACUCCAGAUGCCACCCAACAAGUCCAGUGGCCUAUACUUAUAAAUGGAUGUGCUCUUCGUGGAGACAACUAUAUGACUGGGCUACUCAAAGUUGGAGCUCCCUCACAGUCUGUACCGUACCCAACACACUAUCAGCGUUUUGUUAUAAGCACCUUCACAUUUGUGGAUCCAAAUGACCAACAUUCUCUUGGCGGACUGGUGUACGUUCACUGCAGAGCUGUUGUAUGUGACCCAUCUGCUACAGAAUCCUGCAGUACUUUCUGUGAUCAAAGAAAAAAGCGAGACAUCAAGAAAAGUGGUGAGAAGAUCACUGUAAGCAAAGGUCCUGUUAACUUCAUUGACUUGGAAAUGCCAUCACACAUGAGAAAUGACCUGUCUCUUAGCACUCAAGCUGGGGACAUGUGGGAUUACAACACGCAAAAUGAGACAUCUGAACCAGACUUUGUUGGUGCUGAAAAGGAAGACCCUAUGGAUGGGGGAUUAAUUGGCAUGGGCAAGAAUUUUCCCAGGAGAGUCAAAGGUUUUGAUUCAGAUUCAUCCACCCUGAUGUGGCUCAGAGCAGCGGCUGUAGGAGGAGGGUUCCUUGCUGUAAUCGUUGCAUUACUUGGUCUCCGGCGGUGUCAUAGGAGUCGGACCCCUACCAUGUACUCUGUAAGAAUAUGA